Messenger RNA from Leptonychotes weddellii (Weddell seal), 4648 nucleotides. Lineage: Eukaryota; Metazoa; Chordata; Mammalia; Carnivora; Phocidae. The record is from RefSeq and is a predicted model, not a curated record.
AUGGGCUAUGCUCCGCGACCCAUGUGUGCCCGCGUUCCUGCGAUGAUAACGUCCUAUCCAAACACGACCCUGGCCACUCAGGGUCAGAAGAAAGAAAUGAGUUGUGCAGCCCAUGGUGAGAAACCCAUCAUAGUCCGCUGGGAGAAGGAAGACCGGAUCAUUAACCCUGAGAUGGCCCGUUACCUCGUGUCCACCAAAGAGGUGGGAGAGGAGGUGAUCUCUACUCUGCAGAUUUUGCCAACUGUUAGAGAAGACUCUGGCUUCUUCUCCUGUCAUGCUAUCAAUUCUUAUGGGGAGGACCGUGGAAUAAUUCAGCUCACAGUGCAAGAGCCCCCAGACCCUCCCGAAAUUGAGAUCAAAGACGUGAAAGCACGCACAAUCACCCUCAGGUGGACCAUGGGGUUUGACGGCAACAGCCCCAUUACGGGCUACGAUAUUGAAUGCAAAAAUAAAUCAGACUCCUGGGAUUCUGCUCAGAGAACCAAAGAUGUUUCCCCUCAGCUGAACUCGGCCACCAUCAUUGAUAUCCACCCUUCCUCCACCUACAGCAUCCGCAUGUACGCCAAGAACCGGAUUGGCAAGAGCGAGCCCAGCAACGAGCUCUCCAUCACCGCGGAUGAGGCAGCUGCCAACUGGAAACACCUUUAUUCUGGAACAUUCCAUGAGAGCGCUCCCAAGAAACAUUUGCAAAAUGGGAUUAUCCGUGGCUACCAAAUAGGUUACCGCGAGUACAGCACUGGGGGCAACUUCCAAUUCAACAUUAUCAGUAUUGACACCACUGGGGACAGUGAGAUUUACACCCUGGACAACCUCAAUAAGUUCACCCAGUACGGCCUGGUGGUGCAGGCCUGCAACCGGGCCGGGACGGGACCUUCUUCUCAGGAAAUCAUCACCACCACCCUCGAGGAUGUGCCCAGUUACCCCCCUGAAAAUGUCCAAGCCAUAGCAACAUCACCAGAAAGCAUAUCAAUAUCCUGGUCCACACUUUCCAAGGAAGCCUUGAAUGGAAUUCUCCAGGGGUUUAGAGUCAUUUACUGGGCCAACCUGAUGGACGGAGAGCUGGGCGAGAUUAAAAACGUCACCACGACACAGCCUUCCCUGGAGCUGGAUGGCCUGGAGAAGUAUACCAACUACAGCAUCCAAGUGCUGGCCUUUACCCGCGCCGGGGACGGCGUCAGAAGUGAGCAGAUCUUCACUCGGACCAAAGAGGAUGUUCCAGGUCCUCCUGCAGGAGUGAAGGCAGCUGCAGCCUCAGCCUCCAUGGUGUUUGUGUCCUGGCUUCCCCCUCUCAAGCUGAACGGCAUCAUCCGAAAGUACACUGUAUUCUGCUCCCACCCCUAUCCCACAGUGAUCAGCGAGUUUGAAGCCUCUCCUGACUCAUUUUCCUACAGAAUUCCCAACCUGAGUCGGAACCGUCAAUACAGCGUGUGGGUGGUAGCCGUAACUUCAGCUGGGAGAGGCAACAGCAGUGAGAUCAUCAUGGUGGAGCCAUUAGCUAAAGCUCCAGCACGAAUCCUGACCUUCAGUGGCACAGUGACUACUCCAUGGAUGAAGGACAUCGCCUUGCCUUGUAAAGCUGUUGGGGACCCUUCUCCUGCAGUAAAAUGGAUGAAAGACAGUAACGGGACACCCAGCCUAGUAACGAUUGAUGGGCGGAGGAGCAUCUUCAGCAACGGGAGCUUCAUUAUCCGCACAGUGAAGGCGGAAGAUUCCGGCUAUUACAGCUGCAUCGCCAAUAACAACUGGGGAUCAGAUGAAAUUAUUUUAAAUUUGCAAGUACAAGUUCCACCUGAUCAGCCUCGGCUUACAGUGUCCAAAACGACAUCUUCUUCCAUUACACUCUCGUGGCUCCCUGGGGACAAUGGGGGCAGUUCCAUCAGAGGAUACAUAUUGCAGUACUCCGAGGAUAACAGUGAACAGUGGGGAAGUUUUCCAAUCAGCCCAAGUGAACGUUCUUACCGCCUGGAAAAUCUGAAGUGUGGUACUUGGUACAAGUUCACUCUUACUGCCCAAAAUGGAGUGGGACCGGGACGUAUCAGCGAGAUCAUAGAAGCGAAAACGUUGGGGAAAGAGCCCCAGUUCUCGAAAGAGCAAGAACUCUUCGCCAGCAUCAACACCACACGCGUGAGGCUGAACCUCAUCGGCUGGAACGACGGCGGCUGUCCUAUCACCUCCUUCACUCUGGAGUACAGACCCUUUGGGACCACGGUCUGGACCACAGCUCAGCGGACCUCUCUCUCCAAGUCCUACAUCCUCUACGACCUGCAAGAGGCCACGUGGUACGAGCUGCAGAUGAGGGUGUGCAACAGUGGCGGCUGCGCAGAGAAGCAGGCCAACUUCGCCACGCUCAACUAUGAUGGCAGUACAAUCCCUCCACUCAUUAAGUCAGUUGUCCAAAGCGAAGAAGGCCUGACGACCAACGAGGGGCUCAAGAUGCUCGUGACCAUCUCCUGCAUCCUGGUGGGGGUCUUGCUGCUGUUUGUGCUCCUGCUGGUGGUGCGGAGAAGGAGGCGGGAGCAGAGGCUGAAGAGACUGAGAGAUGCGAAGAGUUUAGCUGAAAUGCUCAUGAGUAAGAAUACCCGGACUUCGGAUACCUUGAGCAAGCAACAACAGACCUUGAGAAUGCACAUUGACAUACCCAGGGCUCAGCUUUUGAUUGAAGAGAGAGACACAAUGGAGACCAUCGACGAUCGCUCCACGGUCCUGUUAACGGAUGCUGACUUUGGGGAGGCGGCGAAACAGAAGUCCCUGACAGUGACGCACACGGUCCACUACCAGUCAGUGUCACAGGCCACCGGGCCCCUGGUGGACGUUUCGGACGCGCGGCCGGGAACGAAUCCCACCACCAGGAGGAACGCAAAGGCAGGACCCACAGCAAGAAACCGGUAUGCCAGCCAGUGGACCCUCAACAGACCCCACCCCACCAUUUCAGCACACACCCUCACCACAGACUGGAGGCUGCCGACGCCCAGGGCUGCGGGAUCAAUGGACAAGGAGAGUGACAGCUACAGUGUCAGCCCUUCACAAGACACAGAUCGAGCGCGAAGCAGCAUGGUCUCCACAGAAAGUGCCUCCUCCACUUACGAAGAACUGGCCAGAGCCUACGAGCAUGCUAAGAUGGAAGAGCAACUGAGGCACGCCAAGUUCACCAUCACAGAGUGCUUCAUAUCAGACACAUCAUCUGAACAGUUGACGGCAGGGACAAACGAGUACACAGACAGUCUGACCUCCAGCACCCCUUCAGAAUCGGGGAUCUGCAGGUUCACUGCAUCUCCCCCCAAACCUCAGGAUGGAGGUCGAGUGAUGAACAUGGCGGUUCCAAAGGCACAUCGGCCAGGUGACCUCAUACAUUUGCCUCCAUACCUUAGAAUGGACUUUUUGUUAAACCGAAGCAGUGCAGGCACCAGCAGGGACCUGAGUUUAGGGCAAGCGUGCUUGGAACCUCAGAAAAGUCGGACCCUGAAGCGCCCCACGGUCCUUGAGCCAAUCCCCAUGGAGGCCUCCUCUUCCACGUCCUCCACGAGAGAGGGACAGCAGUGGCAGCAGGGGGCCGUGGCCACAUUACCUCAGCGAGAGGGAGCAGAGCUGGGACAGGCAGCUAAGAUGAGCAGCUCCCAAGAAUCGCUGCUCGACUCUCGGGGCCAUUUGAAAGGAAACAAUCCCUACGCAAAAUCCUACACCCUGGUAUAACAAACAGCAUGACUGGACAGCAGUUGUAAAUACAAUUUAAAAAAUUCAAUCAAAGCUACCUUUUUUUUACGGAAUUCCAAUAUUUAUAAUUAAAGAAAAUUGCCAAAAUAUAUUAAAAAAAAAAAAGAGAAAAUACUGAAACCACAGACAGUGCAAAGACUCUCCUGCUUUUUUUCUGUCUGAGUGUGAGCUCCAUCUGCCUGGGCAUCUGAUUUUUUGGGAAAGAAGUCCAGUUUUAUGAUCUUCACAGGUUAUUGCAUUUUUACUGAUUUUCUACAAAGUGCAUGGGGGACUAAUUAAACCUUCUGACUGGAAGUUCUAUCACACAAGAUUUAAGAACGAAAAUGGGGAAAAAAAUUACCCUCUUUGUGAAUUUAAAAGGAACACUGAUUUGGGGGCAGGGGGGGAGACUUUAGUCAUGUUUGCACACCUUUCUUUCCCAUUAGAAACUGGGUCCUCAAUUUGACCUCGUUCUGUUGUGAAUUAGGAUGAGUGCUGUCAGUGAAGGGGUGGGGGGGAAUCAAUUUGAUUUUCUUUUCUGUUUAUUUUUUAAUUUAAUGAGACACUCUUUGCAUUUUGUCUAAGCGAAAUAAAAAAGAAAAGGUGGUCUGCCUUUAUUUCGAUGUCUACCUCCCUUGUCUCCUACUGAUUGCUGGGUCCUCCUUCCUCUUGAUACUUGUGUUUGCAACCACCAGGGCUGAACCCAGAGCCCGAUUCAAUAAACCAGAGAGGAAACCAACACUCCGAGCUCCUCAGGAAUGGCUGGGAAGAGCACAGAUGCUGCAGCUGAUCCCAACCAUAACCAGGGGCUGGCCAGGUACUCUAAGCCUCCCAGAUGUUCUGCUCCUUCCUUGCCUCUCCGUAACACCUCGCCCUCUAGCUAGACCAGGGAUCAGCAAACCAUGGCCUGUGGGCCAAAUCCAGCCCCCUGCUACUUUUAUAAAGAACAUUUUAUUGG